ACAGACAGCCGGGCAUGCGCGCGCAGUCCCGAGCCUCGCCGAGCACAGCCGUUGGUUCUCCGCCGCUUUUGGGCGGGCGGAAGCGGAAGUGUGUGCGCGUGUUCUCAUUUCCGUCGAGUGGGCGCGCGGCUUGAUUCGUUCUGCCCGGGUGACUCGGCCGCCGCCGCCGGGAAAUGGCGGGACUUACUCCUAUGGAGAAGAAACUGGCUGAAUACAAAUGUAACACAAACGAAGCAAUUCAGCUAAAACUAGUUCGCUUUCCUGAGGAUUUGGAGGAUGACAACACAACAUUUAAUCCAGAGUAUAGCCAUCAAGUGUUUGGUGAUGAUGAAGUUGCCUUUGGCUACAAGGGACUGAAGAUUCUCUUAUACUAUAUUGCUGGUAACCUGUCAACUCUCUUCCGCAUUGAAUAUACAUCUAAAGUUAAUGAGAAGUUUGACUGUGUGGAGGCAGAUGAUGUUGAAAGUAAAAUUAGAGAAAUUAUUCCUCCUGGCUUUUGUACAAAUACAGAUGACUUUGUCUCUCUGUUGGAAAAGGAGGUCAACUUUAAGCCCUUUGGAAUGCUGCUACACACAUAUUCUGUUCAUAAUGAGGAAGCUGGUGAAGACAUUGCAUAUCAGAUAUAUAAGGCUGACAUGACGUGUCCAGGCUUUCGAGAAUAUCAUGAAAGGCUUCAGACAUUCUUGAUGUGGUUUAUUGAAACUGCUAGCUUUAUUGAUGUAGAUGAUGAAAGAUGGAACUACUUUAUAGUAUUUGAGAAGUAUAAUAAGGAUGGAGCUACGCUCUUUGCGACCGUGGGCUACAUGACAGUCUAUAAUUACUAUGUGUACCCAGACAAAACCCGGCCACGUGUAAGCCAGAUGCUGAUCUUGCCACCAUUCCAAGGAGAAGGCCAUGGUGCUCAGCUUCUCGAAACAGUUCAUAGAUACUAUAUGUCUUCUCCUACAGUACUUGAUAUUACAGCUGAAGAUCCAUCUGAAAACUACAUAAAGCUAAGAGACUUUGUUCUUGUAAAGCUCUGUCAAGACUUGCUUUGCUUUUCCCCAGGAAAGUUAAUGCAAGGCUUCAGCCAAGAAAUGGUAAUGGAAGCUCAACAGAAGCUGAAAAUAAAUAAGCAACACACAAGGAGAGUUUAUGAAAUUCUCCGAUUGCGUGCAACAGAUAUGGGUGAUGCAGAACAAUCCAGAAGCUACCGGUUGGAUGUUAAAAGAAGGCUGAUUGGCCCCUAUAAGAAAAAGCAGAGAGAACUUGCCAAGAUGAGAAGGUGCUUAAGACCAGAGGAGCUGACAAAUCAGUUGAACCAAAUAGACCUAAACAUGCAACAUGAACAGUUAGAAGAGAGCUUCCAGCAACUUGUUUCGGAUUACCGAAGAGUCCUAGAACGACUUGCACAAGCAUGAGGAUUUGACCUGUACAGGAAACUUGCAGAUUUCUGCACAGUGUUAUGAAGCACAUCCUUAAUUGCCACUUAACUGCAACAACAACAAAAAAAAACCUUGUGACGUUUUAAUCACAUUAAGGGUGCAUUGUGUUUCUGUGAAUUUUGAAUAUUUUCUAUUUUAGUGCUGUAGAUUUAAAAAUGUUGUUCUUCGAGUUUGGGAGCGCUUAAUGCUGAAAUAAACUGUAGAUUCUCAGAUACAA
Messenger RNA from Lagopus leucura (white-tailed ptarmigan), 1641 nucleotides. It is a transcript of the gene HAT1, whose product is annotated as histone acetyltransferase 1. Gene Ontology annotation, cellular component: nucleus. The record is from RefSeq and is a predicted model, not a curated record. NCBI's taxonomy places the organism in Eukaryota, Metazoa, Chordata, Aves, Galliformes, Phasianidae. Gene Ontology annotation, molecular function: histone binding; histone H4 acetyltransferase activity. The coding region runs from base 174 to 1400 and encodes 408 amino acids. The transcript has 11 exons. Gene Ontology annotation, biological process: subtelomeric heterochromatin formation.